AUGAAGGCUCUCUUGAGCGUGAGGAGUGGCUUCCCUGACGUAGAUAGGCGGCUAUCUCCAUGGAAGGGCGAUGACUGCUGCAGUUGGGAAGGUGUAGGAUGCAACAACAUCACAGGUCUUGUUAUCAAACUUGACCUCUCUUUACGCUAUCCUUUGCAUCCUGGUACUUUUUUCAACAGAAGCGAGGUGCAUCCUUCAUUGUUUCAUUUGAAGCAUUUGGAGUAUUUAGACAUAAGUGGGAACAACUUAUCUGGCCAUCAAAUUCCUGGCUCGAUUGGAUCUUUAACUCAAUUGAACUACUUGGACCUUUCGAGUUGUGGUUUGAAAGGAGAAAUUCCCUACCAACUUGGCAAUCUCUCCCAUCUACGUCACCUAUCUCUAACUGAUAACCAUAUUUUUGGAAAAAUCCCGGCAUCUUUUGUCCAUCUCAGAAAUGUGCAGUUCCUGUACCUGGGCUUUAAUAACAUCAGUGGAGAGAUUCCAAAAAAUAUUGGAAACCUCAGAAACAUACAAGGCUUGUUCCUCUUUAAUAACCAUCUCGAAGGUGUAAUACCGAAAAGCAUAGGAAACUUGAGCAAAAUGUCAACUCUGUACCUUUUUCGUAAUAAAAUUGUUGGAGGCUUACCAGAGACUAUCGGCAAUCUAACUGCAUUGCAGAGUUUGGACUUAUCAGAUAAUCAGAUUAAUGGAAAGAUACCAGAUUCAAUUGGAAAUCUCCUUCAGCUAGAAUAUCUCGAUAUCUCUUGGAACAACAUAAGUGGAUCGAUUCCUGAUACCUUAGGAAGCCUAUGCAACUUGAGUGAAAUCUCUCUCUUUAAUAACAGUGUAACAGGGAGAGUUGUUGAAUUCUUUGAACAACUAUCAAGAUGCAGAACUAACGAACUUCUUUCCCUUUACUUGAAUAACAAUCAGUUAAGUGGUCCUUUUCCGAGUCAUUUUGAGAGGCUUCAAAGAUUAACUGAUCUGGACCUUAGUUUCAAUCAACUGAGUGGCUCUGUUUCAACAUCCUUGGGGAAAUUGUCUGCAUUAGAAGUCUUAAGUUUAUCUUCAAACAAUUUGGUUGGAGACAUCACAGAAGCCCACUUUGCCAAUCUCACAAAUUUAUAUUACAUGGAUAUAUCUCACAACAACUUGUCAGUCAAAGUGAGCCCAGAUUGGCUUCCUCCAUUUCAAGCAAGUGAUAUCCGAAUGCGCUCUUGCAACUUGGGACCUAGAUUUCCUCCAUGGCUGCGGAACCAAACCAUUUUAAAUGAGCUAGACAUAUCAAACAAUGGAAUAUCAGAUGCUUUUCCUGAUUGGUUUUGGAGUUUGUGCUUAUGGAACAUGAACCUAAAUGUUUCUCACAAUGAUAUGAGAGGAAUGUUGCCGAGCUCUUUAGAAUGCUUCAAGAAUGUAUCAACUUUGGAUUUAAGUUACAACAAAUUUGAAGGCAUCAUACCAAGAAUGCAACUUUCAAAUGCAUAUUUGGUCUUUUCUCACAAUUUCUUCUCUGGACCUAUUCCUAGCAGCUUGGCUGAUAAUGCUAUAUAUAUGUCUUUGUCAAACAACAGACUGAAUGGUAGUAUUCCAUCCUCCAUUUGUACAGCAGAUGAUCUACGAGUUAUCCACCUUGCCAACAAUGGUUUAUCUGGAACACUCCCAGAUUGCUUCAGAUAUAAAUCGAGUUUGGUGAUCAUCGACGUUUCAAACAACAUGUUAUCCGACAACAUCCCUAGAACACUUGGACUUUUAAAAGGGCUCCGAUCACUGCACUUCAAUAACAAUAACCUCUCUGGAAGAAUUCCCACAACAUUGAAACAAUGCCUUGAACUGGAGGUUAUUGACUUUAGCUGGAAUGAACUGUCAGGUGAGAUACUGAGUUGGAUCGGACCAGAACUGUCAUCAUUAAGAGUCCUUUCUUUGAGGUCAAAUAAGUUCACCGGUGGGAUUCCAUCAGAACUCUCGUUGAUCCCUUCCCUUCAAGUCCUAGAUCUUUCUCACAAUCUUUUCUCUGGUUUGUUGCCUCCUAGUUUUGGUAAUUUCACAGCUAUGAUGACAAACCAGAACUAUGAAAUUCCUUCACCACUACAAAUGCUUGGUUAUCUUUAUUAUACAGAGAACCUCAUUAUAAUUGCCAAAGAUUCAUCACUUACCUUCACUACUUUGCUUUCACUUGUCACGAGCAUUGGCCUCUCAAAUAACAAUCUCUCAGGCAUGAUUCCUGAAGAGUUAACAAAUCUUGAUGGCCUCCGCUUUCUCAACUUAUCUUCCAAUUACUUUUCAGGGCAAAUACCAGAGAAGAUUGGUCUUAUGAGCCAACUAGAAUCACUUGAUCUUUCAAAAAAUAAUUUAUCAAGUAGAAUCCCUUCGAGUAUCUCUGCUUUAAAUUUUCUAGCUGUCUUAAACUUGUCUUACAACAAUCUUGUCGGGAAAAUACCGGUGGGCCCUCAACUUCAAACCUUCACCAACUUGUCUUACAUGGGAAAUCCUAAGCUUUGUGGGGAACCACUUGAAAUCAAAUGUCUUGGAGACAACCAAACCAACGAUGACAGAGUCACAAAAGAAGAGUACGUGUCUAAAGAUGACGAGUAUGGAGGAAUUUGGUAUUUCAUUGGCUUUGCUCCUGGAUUUGUCUUUGGCUUUUGGGGAUUCAUGGGUGCAAUUAUGAUUAAGAAGAGCAUAAGAAUCAAAUACAUUUUACUCAUUGAUAUAAUAAUUGGUUGGUUUAUGCAAAUGUAA
Molecule: messenger RNA, 2718 nt
Organism: Zingiber officinale
Lineage: Eukaryota; Viridiplantae; Streptophyta; Magnoliopsida; Zingiberales; Zingiberaceae
Product: receptor-like protein EIX2
Exons: 1
Coding region: 1-2718 (905 amino acids)
Molecular function (GO): protein binding
Source: RefSeq, a predicted model, not a curated record